AUGAACAGUAAAUCGUGGGCUGAUGAAUCCAACAAUGGUUUACGGGUUCCCAUCUCUAAAGGUGAUAGACUAAUUAUUAUACACGCUGGUGGUGAAAUGGGGUUUAUCCCAAAUGCGUUGAAGACAUGGAAAGCAUCAAAACAUACGGGGGACUACCACGACAAUGUGAAUCAGGAAAUGUUUAUGAAGUGGAUGACGGAGAAACUUCUUCCAAAUUUAGAGCCAAGAAGUGUUUUAGUGGUUGACAAUGCUCCAUACCACAACGUUCAAGUUGAAAAGGCCCCGACAGCGAAAAGUAGAAAGCAGGACAUGAAAGAUUGGCUAUCCAACCAUAACAUCCCAUUUAACGAUAACAUGUUCGUCCCAGAACUAUAUCAACUGAUUAAGCUGUAUAAACCAAGACUACUCCGCUAUCUUCUGGAUGAAACAGUGAAGAGAGAAGGUCACUCAGUGCUAAGACUCCCCCCUUAUCACCCAGACUUAAACCCAAUUGAGCUGGUAUGGGCAGACAUUAAGGGUUUUGUAGCAAGUAGAAAUGUUUCCUGCAACUUUUCUCAAGUGCAAAAAAUAACUGAAGACAAGAUAGCGAGUAUGGGUCGAGAUGAUUGGACAAGGAAGUGUGAGCGAGUUAAAACAAUUGAAAAUGAAUACUUGACAAACGAAGGGGGAAUCGACGAUUUCAUAGAUUCGUUCGUUAUCAAUCUUGAGGACGACUCCGACACUGAAGACACGGACGAGGACGACCCAGAGGAAAUGAGUGGCGUAGAAGAACUCGAAUGA
This is a messenger RNA of Macrosteles quadrilineatus (aster leafhopper), 780 nucleotides long. RefSeq lists its product as uncharacterized. Gene Ontology annotation, molecular function: nucleic acid binding. Lineage: Eukaryota; Metazoa; Arthropoda; Insecta; Hemiptera; Cicadellidae. The record is from RefSeq and is a predicted model, not a curated record. Bases 1 to 780 code for a protein of 259 amino acids. The transcript has a single exon.